Molecule: messenger RNA, 878 nt
Organism: Papaver somniferum (opium poppy)
Lineage: Eukaryota; Viridiplantae; Streptophyta; Magnoliopsida; Ranunculales; Papaveraceae
Product: pollen-specific leucine-rich repeat extensin-like protein 1
Exons: 2
Coding region: 106-672 (188 amino acids)
Source: RefSeq, a predicted model, not a curated record
UCUUUGUCUUUCAUUUCUCUUCCAUUACACCUCAAAACCCUCUCUCUGCAUCUCAAAGAAACACUCAUAUCAUCUUCUUCAUCCAUACAAGAUUAGUAGAGAGUCAUGGCUUACAAAAAUGCCAUGCUCACAGUUACACUUCUGUUCAUGGUUGUAGUAGGAACAUGUACGGCUCAAUCUGCACCUUCUUUAGCACCAACAACAUCAAUGAUAAUGCCACCGAUGAUGUCUACUGUUCCUUCUCCACCUAUGAUGAUGUCGCCACCUCCUCCGUCUAUGAUGAUGUCUCCACCUCCUAUGAUGAUGUCGCCACCUCCUCCGUCUAUGAUGAUGUCUCCACCUCCUAUGAUGAUGUCGCCACCUCCUCCGGCUAUGAUGAUGGUGCCACCUCCUAUGAUGAUGAUGACGCCACCGCCUAUGAUGAUGCCACCAGCCCAGCCUCCCAUGAUGAUGAUGUCACCACCACCAUCUUCUCCAAUGGCACCAGGUCCCGGUCCUAGUAAUGGUAUGAUGAUGCCCGGCUCUCCCCCUGCACCUACUCCUAUGUCACAUUCCGAUGCUCCUGGUCCUUCUCCAAUGAUGAUGGCUCCUCCCCCUCCUAAUUCAGGCGUUGUUUAUGGAGCUUCCCUGACCUUGUUAGCCGGAAUAUCUGUUCUACAGUUACUCAUCUAAGUUAUCGUGUUUAUUCAGUCAAUUCUAAGUCGAUUCAUUUCUCAUGAUUCGAUUGAUUAUGCAUUCUUUUUUUUUUUUUUUAUUGCUUCUUUUUCUUUUUUUAUGAUGAUUCUUGGACCUUCAUUCGUGGAGUGAUAUGAUUAGUGUAUGCAGCACUUUUUUCGUUGAGAUUGUUAUCAAUAAUAUAUAUGUUCUCUUUAUAUCAA